Dentiscutata erythropus is the source of this 830-nucleotide messenger RNA. The record is from the annotation of a GenBank genome assembly. Lineage: Eukaryota; Fungi; Glomeromycota; Glomeromycetes; Diversisporales; Gigasporaceae.
GAAAUACCCAAAUGUCAUCCAACGAUAAAGGUGAUGAUCUGUCUCCUGAGAAGCUUGAUUUGCGCAUCUCAAAUUGUUCGCCAGAGCCUUCUCGAUCUACAGGAUCUGUAGAUUCUUUGCAUCCCUUAACGCAAUCAAGUAAGAUUCAAUCUGAUCCUAGAGUCUCUGAAAAUGAUGAUUCUUCGAGUCAUGGAAUGACAUUCGGCGAUAGCGAAGAUAUAUCCGAUACACAAGAUGGACGUGUCGAUAAGGUCAUUAUGGCGGUCAAUCUUAGAAAUCGUAAAUUAGGAUGCGCAUAUUACAACGUCGCCACUUCUAAGUUAUACCUUAUGGAGGAUGUAGCUGAGUCACCACCAUAUGAUAUGGUGAAUUUAUGUGAGUUAGUUUGCUUGCUUAUCAAAAGAAAAUUAGGUGUAGAUAUCCUUAUUAAAAUUUCCUCAAAAUUAGUGCGAUUUCAAGUUUCACCAUCUAUAAUUCUUGUUAGUUCUCGUGCAGACGAUGCAUUUAUUCAAGCUUUGCAGGCAGAAGAUGGUUCGACUCUUAUUCCCUAUAUUGUAGAGAUACGUCCAGGAUCUGAAUUCAUUUACGCAUCUGCGAAAACAAAAUUAUUUUCCAUUCGUUUGGGCGAUCAAGGGCACGUGCCAUCACAUGCCGAAGCUAGCAAACAAGAGAUAUAUUUACAUUUAUCUAGUAUCGUGAACCUGGAGAGCAUCGAAACAGUAUGCUGUGCUGGGGCUUUGAUUAAUUAUAUUUCAAGGGCUAAAAUAACUGGUGCUUUAUCUGAAGACCUGCAAGUUGGCGUGUUGAGCAUAGAACAAUUUUCUUUGUAA